AAAGCCCAGAUGUCGGCGGCUGUCGACGCCAGUUUUAUUGAUGUAGUAUCCAAACUGGACGCCGCUCGGGAGGUUGAUAGAAGCGCUUUUGUUGCGGGUAUUGAUCGAGUGGUUCCUGUGGACACUGACCUUGUGGGUCCCCACUUGCUGACCACUUCCGCCGCGCUGGAGAUAGAGCAGUCCGGACAGGCGUUUCUCCAGGCGGCCAAGUCCACUUUGUCACGUCUCAACAUUAACGACGCGGCGUCAACGAGAGAAAUCUUCAGCGAAGGACUUGCAUUUCCUGCUAAGAGGAUACUUCCGGAACGCUUGCGAUGCCCGUACAGCCGGGACCUGUGGCCCAUGUGCCCUUCUGGUGCUAAAUAUAGAACAGCAGACGGCUCCUGUAACAACUUGCUCAAUCCUCUGUGGGGUCGCUCCCAGACGCCCUUUGAGCGGUAUCUGAAUCCGGCAUAUGACGACGGUUUUUCGGAACCCAGGACUCAAAGCGUGUUGGGUGGAGGUGUGCAACUCCCAAACGCUCGCAAGAUAAGCCGCGAGUUCCACACGAACCUGAUGAACUUCCUGCCGAACAUGAACCACCUGACAAUGGAGUACGGCCAGUUCCUAAGCCAUGAUAUACAGUUCAACGCUCUGUCUAAAGGCUACGAUGGUUCCAAUUUAGAGUGCUGUGAAAGUCCAGAUAGACCCGGAUGUUUCCCCAUAGAGAUUCCGCCCGGUGACCCGUUUUUCCCGCCAAAUCGCACGUGCAUGAACCUCGUGCGUGCUCUACCUACACCGAACCUGGAGUGCACUGUUGGUGUCCGCGAACAGUUGAACCAGAACACACACUUUAUUGACGGGUCUCACAUCUACGGCUCCGAUAAGACCACCGCAGACUCAUUGCGAACUUUUGUUGGAGGAAAACUGUCGACCAAUAACGAUUUGCUACCAAGUGGCGGUGCCGGUUGCAUCGUCAGCGAUGCCAGCAGACCCUGCUUCCGGGCAGGUGAUCCGCGCGUUAACCAGCAGCCGGCACUGGCAUCCUUGCAAACAGUAUGGGUCCGGGAGCACAACCGUCUCGUCGCAGCACUCGCGGCGCUGCGUCCGUCAUGGAGUGACGAGACGCUGUACCAGGAGGCCCGGAAGAUCGUUAUCGCCAUCAUUCAGCACGUGUCUUUCAAUGAAUACCUUCAAGAGAUCCUCGGACAGUCCACCAUGAUCCAGUAUGGACUGAAACCUCUGGCAUCCGGGCAUUUCGGCGGUUACAGCGAUAGUGAAAAGCCCAUCAUACGCAACGGCUUCAGCGCCGCUGCCUUCCGGUUCGGACACAGCAUGAUCUAUCAUCGCAUUCAGGCGCACAACGGCGCUAUCAAGACGUCCGACAAGCUUCUCAAGGAUGAGUUUCUGCGACCGGACCUCGUGUAUUCUCGUGGCGUUGGUGAGAUCUGCAGAGGCUUGACGAGAACACCUUCCGAGGCUGUGGACAAGUAUCUGACAGAACAAGUGACAAGGCACUUGUUCGAGCGCGCCCCGGGGUUCGGCGGUGACUUGGCGGCUAUAAACAUCCAGCGUGCCCGUGACCAUGGUAUCCCCGGGUACCAGGCGUGGCGCCGGUUCUGUGGACUGAGCGGUCAGUUCUCGCACGCGGCAAGCGUCCAAGCACAGCUUCUUCAAAUAUACAGCUCUCCCGAGGACAUAGAUCUGUUUACCGGCGGCGUGUCGGAGACACCAUUAGGCGACGGGAAGGUGGGGCCCACGUUCGCCUGCAUCAUCGGUCAGCAGUUCCAGUCCCUGAAAAAGGGCGACCGCUUCUACUACGAGAACAGUGGUGACGUCGGAUUUACAAUUCAGCAACUAAAUCAGAUUCGAACUCAGACGCUUGCCAAGGUCAUCUGUAGGAACACUGACAUCACGAAGCUACAGGCUAAUGCUUUCCGGAAUACGGAUACUACUAACCCACUGGUAGACUGCAGCAGUAUUAAAAACUUCAACCUGAGCCCGUGGGGUGCGGGCAGCACCGGAUGUACGCCAGUCAACGGGGGCUGGUCCGCAUGGAAGUUGACGCCGUGCUAUGUCAACCGACGCUUCAGAUACAGGAUAUGCGACAAUCCAACACCGAACGCGUGCGGAGUUCCGUGUUCCGCGCCUUUUGAAGUUAAGUCAUUAAGUUGCAGACCGCGGUUUGCUCCCAUUGAACGAACGAUCGGGCUGUCACCGGAAGUGUCAGACGUUGCGCCGGAAUUCGAUCCGGCGUUUGAUCCCCAGAUUCAGGCGGCUAUUCUUGCUCAAGUUCAGGGAGACACUUCUAGAGUGGAUGCUGCGACGAUGGAACGGGCGCUUACAAACGUGGCCGCUAUUUAAAACCUGAGACCAGGGUUUGGAAAUGAUAGGGUUUAUACUUUUAUAUUUGUUGUGUACAAUCUGCGAAAAAUUGAUCAACGUUGAUUUAAAUUAUAAUUAUUGUAGUUAAGUGUGUUAUGUAUGUGAUGUGCACAUUUCACCUGGAUAAAGAAUGCGGCGCAUUUAAAUGGUGUCAUUACAUUGAAAAAAAUUGCAACUAUGUAUUAAAAGGCUAAUAAAUGUUGUUGUUGUUGUUGUUGUAUUGUUUAUCAGGUACAAUUUUUCAAAUAAGGCUACAAAUGCUUGUGAAAUAGAAGAUGCAGGACAUGUGCAUAGAACAUUUUUAAUUAAACCAGUUGGUUUUAGUAUGUGAAUAACGGAUUAACUUUCAUUUGAUUCAAUUAUUAUGAAAUUGUUACGUUUUGUUAAUUUCA
Dreissena polymorpha is the source of this 2756-nucleotide messenger RNA. Its product is annotated as chorion peroxidase-like. The record is from RefSeq and is a predicted model, not a curated record. NCBI's taxonomy places the organism in Eukaryota, Metazoa, Mollusca, Bivalvia, Myida, Dreissenidae. Gene Ontology annotation, molecular function: peroxidase activity; heme binding. Bases 10 to 2343 code for a protein of 777 amino acids. The transcript has 14 exons. Gene Ontology annotation, biological process: response to oxidative stress.